UUGUAGCCUUGUUGAAAACGAAAAAAUAUCAAUACAAUAAUUAUGAAUAUGAACAUUUUUAUUUUAUUGUGUCUAACAUUUUUUACUCCAUCAGUUAACUCUGAUGAGAUAACACAAGAGGAAAAAGAGGCCAUACAUCGCGUUUUUCAUGAGAUUUUAGAUUAUAUAAAGGCUAACCAUCCUCAUCCUGAUACAGUCCCACGCGAUACCAUUACACUGGUACAGUUUUUGGAGAAUGUGGGUUAUCCCACAGAUACCACAGAAUUUGCGCAUACUGCGACAUAUAAUUGUUUUGAUGGCCGUCAACACAAAGAAGGCAAAACAGUGCCAUAUUCUGAAAUUGUUGUAAAUGAACAUGUUUUUAGAUAUCUAAUAAACCGAAUCUGUGAAUUAUCAAAAAAACCAAUAGGUGAAUUCACAGGUCUAAUAAGUGAUAUCAUAGCUAGAAAAAACGCUGAAAAAGCUUCAGAAGAGUUAAAAAAUUUAGCUGUUGUUUAAUUCAGUUAUUGAAAAUGUUAAUUUUCAUCUUAAUUAAAUG
Messenger RNA from Adelges cooleyi (spruce gall adelgid), 538 nucleotides. RefSeq lists its product as uncharacterized. NCBI's taxonomy places the organism in Eukaryota, Metazoa, Arthropoda, Insecta, Hemiptera, Adelgidae. The transcript is spliced from 3 exons. The record is from RefSeq and is a predicted model, not a curated record. The coding region runs from base 43 to 498 and encodes 151 amino acids.